This is a messenger RNA of Nerophis lumbriciformis (worm pipefish), 2976 nucleotides long. Lineage: Eukaryota; Metazoa; Chordata; Actinopteri; Syngnathiformes; Syngnathidae. The record is from RefSeq and is a predicted model, not a curated record.
GGGCGCAACGCUAAAACGCCAAUGGAGUACAGUGAGCGAGUGUUGUGCGCAACAGGCGAACUGGAGCUGGAUCCUAACAUUGUCAGCGAGGAAGCGGGAAAGUUGUAUUCUGAACUACAGACUAUUAUCGAGACUCAUGGUGAGGGUGUGGUGGAGUCGCUAGUGCCCAUUUUUGUGUGGGUACUAGAAGGCCUCGCUAGCUGCAAAGCCCAACUGAGAGAAAGAGAAGAUGAAGCGGCUAGAGAGAGAGCUGAACGUGAGGGCUUGCUGGAGCGAUACCAGGCGGAAAAAGCGCAAAGGAAAGAAAGUCAAGAGAGGUAUUUGGAGCUGGAUGACCAAAUAGAGCAGGAAAGGAGAGCCAUGAGAGGGAGGGAAAAGGAGCGAGAAAGCAGAGAAAAACGCCUCGAAAAGAAAGCUAGGGAGCAAGCGGAUCAAUUGGUGGCCUUGGAAGAGCAGAAGUCAGCCUUGGGAAGAGAACUGAGUACGCUGAGGUUAACACAUAACAAGUUGGCUCACUCAUAUCGAGAGUUGCUAGAAAAGAGGAAGGACUCAGAGAGAGAUUCACCCUCGAGGAAUCACACACAGUCCAAAAAUGCUGAAGUCCCAUCCAAAGAAGUCUUGUCAGAUACAAAUUCUCAGGUAAAUUUAAGCCAAAGCCUCCACUCCAACUCUGGUACUCUCCAUUUGGAUGAUGUAGAAGCCAAAGAAGAUAAGGAGAUGGAUAUCAUAAAAUCUGCCUCUGAUCAGUUUGUCAACGACAUCAUAAGCUCCACUCCUGAACUGAGAGACUUCCACAGCUCUUGGGAUGAUGCAAGCACCCCAGCAAGACCUAGCACAGAAACAUCUGAAACCAGCUUUGAGGAUGAGCUCAAAAAGGACAAGGUGGAAGAAGAAAAUGGAGGAGGGCCGCAGGAGCAGUCCAAGGAGAAGGAAAUGAAUAACCACGAUGAUGAAGAGCUUGAAGAAGACAGCAUGGAAUGGGAGCUACGUAACACAGACUCGGUUUUCUCAGAGCUGUCGGAGUUGAGUCAGGAUUUUGUGGAGAGUGUUGACCAAGGAGCUAGUGUCAGAGGCAGUGCUGACCAGUUUGAGCAGAUUCUUUCUCAGUACGAGGAAUUGAAAAGCACCCAUGAGUUGGUAGAGGCUGCCCGUAAGGCUCUCAUAUCUCGUGUAAUGGAGCUGACGGAUGACCGUUCUACUCUAAAACUGGAAGUUGCCUCUCUUCGGGAAACCGUGUCACGAGUUGACGGCAGGAUAAAGGAGAGAGAGGAGGAAAUUAAAAGACUUCGAGAAAAACUGGAGAAAUAUCAAUCGGCAGAUCCUGAUGCCUCAUUAUCCACAUCCAUGCGACACUUCUCUCGCUCGGAAAUGGCUCGCGUGGUCAUGGAGAAGAACCAGUACAAACAGCGACUGUUUGAACUGCAAGAGGCAAUGAGGCAAAGUCAGACACUCAGGGCGACAAAAGAAGAAAGGCUCUCAGAAGAGAGACGGUCGAGCGUUUGGGCUAAGUUUAAUCGUUUUUUUGGCCUGAGCAAACAACCGUUGAUUCUACCUCGUACAACUUUACCAUCAGUCAAUCUCCCUCUUGUGCCGACACCUCAACAGCGACAGGAAGUCAAUCGAAGCCAGGCGGAAUCAUCUGCCGCUGCAGUUUUAUCUCCUCGUGCCAGAAGGAGAGAACUCUACAGAGAGAUUCGCUCUCACGUUUGGGGAACGCUAGGAAAGCGUCAGCUGCACGGCUGGAGUGUGCCUCUGGUUAAUACUCAGGAAUCUCAGGAAUCUGUCCAAGACCCCAAAGAUGUUCCGGUCUUAACACAGCUCAGACUCCUGGACCAAAGAGACUCUACUGCAAAGCUGAAUUGCGCCGUUGCAGUCCCACCUGAGAUCUCUGGAGAGGCAACCUGCUCUGUGUGGGUAGUUUCUGGCCCCGCCUCCAACAGUGGCGUCUCAGUGAUUGACCCUGCUCGAUCCAACACUGUCCUGGAUCAGUUCAACCUCCCCCCCACAGCUCCUGCCCUCUGCAUCUGUGCCGUGCCCCCCGUCGGAGACUAUCCCGGAACUGUAUGGAUUGGAACUCAGGAAGGAAGUGUAGUGAUACAUUCGGCCUCUGCAGACAGGGGGCACUGUUUGCACUCAGUUUCCCUCUCUGAAAGUGUUCAUUCAUUAAAAUACACCCAAGGUCAAGUCAUAGCAGGUUUAGGUGAUGGGACUUUAGCAUUCUUUUCCAGUAGUUCAGGUGGUUGGAACCUGCAGUCACAUUCAUUGAUGCUACUGGGAUCAAACCCUGUGCAGCCUAUUCGCUGCUGCCUUGCCAAAGGGGGUCGUAUGUGGGUUGGAUAUUGGAACAAAGUUCAUGUGGUUGACAUUAACAAGAGAAAGGUGGAGCAUGUUUUUCCAGUCUCGGAGCGCAGUGAGCAGCAGGUUCGUUUCCUCUGUGCUGGAGGAAGUGGCGUCUGGACGUCCUGCAGACUCGACUCCAUUCUCAGACUUUUUGACUGGGCAACUGGACAGCCGUUACAGGAAGUGGAUUUUGCUACUAUGGUUACCAAAUCGUUAGGCCCGGCUUUCCUGACACUCUCGCCUCUUCAGAUCACCUCUCUGUGUGUCAUCUCCAGCCGUCUGUGGGUGGGUACGGCAGGCGGGGCAAUCAUCUCCAUCCCUUUGUCCAUAACGUCUGAAGCAAUUUCCAUCCCAUAUUGCUCUUCUGCAACAGCCCAGCUAUGUUAUCAUGGACACCGACAAGCUGUCCGCUUUAUCAUUGCUGCACCAGGUUGCUUGAUGGCGACUGCUAGCAAAGACGUUACAAGCUCUCAGCUUAUCCUCAGUGGAGGGGAAGGCUACAUUAACUUCCGUAUCGGUGACGAUGAGAGCGACGGGUCAGUGGAGUUGUGCCAGGUGACGCCACAGCGAUUCGAACGCAGUCACAUGAUCAUUUGGCAGAAUCCGGCCACGCUUGUGACCAACUCUGCCGUCUAA